This is a messenger RNA of Jaminaea rosea, 807 nucleotides long. RefSeq lists its product as hypothetical. The transcript has 2 exons. The coding region runs from base 131 to 577 and encodes 148 amino acids. The record is from RefSeq and is a predicted model, not a curated record. Lineage: Eukaryota; Fungi; Basidiomycota; Exobasidiomycetes; Microstromatales.
UCUGGACAGCAAAAGAGUAGCAACAUCGUCGCUCUGAACGCAAGAGCAUCCACACAGCCCCAAGACAGCCCUCUUUUCCGCGGCCCAUUCCCAUAGCCACUCACUGCCCAGUCUUGCAUCCACCCUCACGAUGCCCCCCGCUUCACCCAUCGAGAAGCGCUUGUAUGGCUGCGGAUACUACAACAACUACUGCAACGGAGGCGAUGGCGGCCUCUCAUACGGAGGUCGUGUAGGCAUCGGUAUUGCUAUCGCAGUCGCGGUUCUUCUCCUGGUUCUCGCACUUGGAUUUGCAGCACGCAAGCGUCGCAUGCGCCAAAUGUCCUCUGUCCGCCCCACCUACCAGACGAACCAGCCCGCCUACCAGCAGCAAGCCUACAUGCCGCAGACAGGAUACGGUUACCCGUCCACGGCGCAGCCUGGUGCACAGCAGUACGGUGGUGGAUACCCCAACCAAGGAGGCAAUGCCAAUUCAUCCUACCCGCCUCCGUCAGGACCACCUCCUACGAAUCAGCCGGAGAUGGUUGAUGGACAGGCGUACGCUCCCCCGAGCCAGCCGCCCCCGACGUACCAGAAGUAGACACGUUGCUGAUCGCGAGCAGCACCCUUCAUCGCCAACUGCACGUCCUUCUGGCGCUCUCAAUUGAUUUCUCCGUGCCUUAUGCAUUUCAUGGCGUCCCGUGUCCCAAUUGUACUACCCUACUCCUCCAGCCCCGCUUUGUUGUCCUCUGAUCCGUCGCAAUAUCAAUUGCUCCUCUAUCGCACCCUGCACUCGCUCCAUGCCUUUUUCCAUAGAGUACCAGCAGCCAG